Molecule: messenger RNA, 833 nt
Organism: Pocillopora verrucosa
Lineage: Eukaryota; Metazoa; Cnidaria; Anthozoa; Scleractinia; Pocilloporidae
Source: RefSeq, a predicted model, not a curated record
CGCUUCUGAAUCAGAGAGAAAGGAUUUGUUGUCUGAACUUGAAUUGAUGAAACAACUUAAACCUCAUCCUUACGUUAUCAAACUCCUGGGAUGCGUUACCAAGUCUGAGCCACUGUUGGUGUUGAUCGAAUAUGUUCCUUUUGGGGAUCUGCUGGGUUACCUGAGAAAGAGCCGUGGAUUAAAUGAUACUUACUACAAAGACCCGGAUAUCAAACCACAAACAAAUCUGACCUCACAGCAGCUGAUGAAGUUUGCUUGGCAAAUCGCUGAUGGAAUGUCCUAUUUGUCAUCGAUACCAGUUAUUCAUAGAGAUCUUGCAGCUCGUAAUGUGUUGGUUGGAGAAGGGGAAACGUGCAAAGUGACGGACUUUGGAAUGGCCAGAGAUGUGCAAGAGGACAACAUUUACGAAAAAAAAACUAGGGGGCGUCUCCCUGUAAAAUGGACUGCCAUUGAGGCGUUGCUUUACGGAAAAUAUUCUACCAGGAGUGAUGUGUGGAGCUACGGGGUUCUCCUCUAUGAGAUAUUCACGAUUGGUGGUUCACCGUAUCCAAGGAUGGAUGGAAGAAAAAUUGCAAACUUACUUCAAGAGGGAUACAGAAUGCCUAAACCACAACACGUAGAUGAUAAGUUGUAUGACAUAAUGAUAAAAUGUUGGAAAGACGACCCUAAUUUGAGACCAUCUUUUGAGAAGUUGAGGAACAAACUCAAAGAAAUGGAAAACCGGCACAAGGGACUUAUAAACUUAAAAAAUUACGAUGAUCGACUCUACGUUAAUGUCGACGAUCUUGCGUUGUGAGCAAGUGAUUUCUCCUACAGGAAGGGAUGGAGUUAUU